Messenger RNA from Carcharodon carcharias (great white shark), 516 nucleotides. It is a transcript of the gene timm10, whose product is annotated as translocase of inner mitochondrial membrane 10 homolog (yeast). The transcript has 2 exons. Gene Ontology annotation, biological process: protein insertion into mitochondrial inner membrane. NCBI's taxonomy places the organism in Eukaryota, Metazoa, Chordata, Chondrichthyes, Lamniformes, Lamnidae. The record is from RefSeq and is a predicted model, not a curated record. Gene Ontology annotation, cellular component: mitochondrial inner membrane. Bases 190 to 462 code for a protein of 90 amino acids.
CGUUUAUUUUUUUCAAUGCUCUUUAUUGUUCCCGCCCGGCGGUGACAAUCCGCCCCCUGUCCAUGUGGGCCCAGAGGCAGCGGCUGCAGACAGCUUGUACCCGGGCGGCGCUGCUGCACUGACGCUGCUGCUUCCCCCUCUCCCUGUGCUGUCAGUGCCUGUUCUCUCUGUGACCCCCCUCCCCCGGGAAUGGACCCCCUCAAGGCGCAGCAACUGGCAGCGGAGCUGGAGGUGGAGAUGAUGGCCGACAUGUACAACAGAAUGACUCAUGCCUGCCAUCGCAAGUGUGUGCCACCUCACUACAAGGAGGCUGAGCUGUCCAAGGGCGAGUCGGUUUGCCUUGACCGCUGCGUCGCCAAGUAUCUGGACAUCCACGAGCGCAUGGGCAAGAAGCUGACCGACCUGUCCAUGCAGGACGAGGAGCUGAUGAAGAGGAUGCAGCAGGGGAGCGUGGCUCAGUGAGGGAACGGCGCCAAUGGGGAAACUGCGAUCAAUAAACUCCACCUUUCGCAAUCA